Cynoglossus semilaevis (tongue sole) is the source of this 1173-nucleotide messenger RNA. It is a transcript of the gene pirt, whose product is annotated as phosphoinositide interacting regulator of transient receptor potential channels. Gene Ontology annotation, molecular function: phosphatidylinositol bisphosphate binding; transmembrane transporter binding. Gene Ontology annotation, cellular component: plasma membrane. The transcript has 2 exons. Gene Ontology annotation, biological process: positive regulation of cation channel activity. The coding region runs from base 709 to 1116 and encodes 135 amino acids. The record is from RefSeq and is a predicted model, not a curated record. Lineage: Eukaryota; Metazoa; Chordata; Actinopteri; Pleuronectiformes; Cynoglossidae.
CCUGAAUUUUAAAUUAUUUUUGGAUAUAAUUAUAAUAUAUACAUAUAUAUAUAUAUCUCCCUUGUCUGCCUCGUUUCCCAGAGGUUUGGCUCGUGUUAAGCAGAUUUUAUUGAUCUCGUGUUCAGCCUCAGCGAAACUACAACUUGCAGAUAAUUGCUGAAGGCUACUUUGGGAUCAAUACUGUGCAAACACACAAGGUUGUGUAUGGGUGAUUGCUUUCAUGUAACAUCAGUUCGACCCCACAAGAGCCAUUACCUCAGCCUCUGCACUCCGCCACGGAGCAAAGAACCCAGAUACUCUCAGAGUGUAGUCCAAGGAAAAACCAAAAUACUUUUCAACGGUAUUUUAAAAGAAAACAGGCUGGUUGUAGAACUGUUUUGUGAUGGAGAAACCACUCUGAGUAUCGGAGGGGCUGUUGUAGGUGGGGUCAUUUCGCAAUGGACGCAAGUGUCAGGAUGAUUGUAAUGGAUAUGGAUACUUAGAGAAGAUUUCGAAGAAGCUGCAGAGAGAGCAGCAGAGAGUGGGAUAUUUAUUCGAAGGCUUGUCGUCAGGGAUCCACAAGGACAUUACAGAGUUUUUACGGGGGUUCAGGAGGGGAUCUUUGGUCAGGGACUGGAGAAAAUCUCUUCUGGUGUUUAAUAAAUUCAAACCCACGGCGAACCUGAAAACUGAAAACCCGGAGGAGAAAGCGUUCAGAUUUCGGAAGUCAUGCCAGCCAGCCCGGAAAACAUUCCUCUCGGAGAGUGCACACUUUCCCAGUCCAAAGAGCAGUUGACACCACCAAGUCGUACGGAAAGCACCGUAUUCAGUCUUUCCCGCAGUGAGUCGUUAUGGACUACUGAGGCCUCCCGUGGGAAGUGUGAGGUCUUCUGGUUUCCCAUCCACCUAAUGUCAACUGGGGGAAGCUUCCUGGCCUGUGGCAUUGUCAUUAGCGGUCUAUACUUUGCAGGCCACUGCAGAAAGGUCACCAACAUCCUGGGCCCGGCCCUGCUGUCGAUUGGCUUGAUGGUUUUCGUAGUGGGUGUGGUCCUGAUUCCGAUCACCAAGGAGAACAGGAAAAAAUCGAACAUGAAGAGGCCCCUGAGCUACUACAGGCCACCCGCGUUCAACAUGUGACACUGUAGGCAAGCAUUGCGUACUGGGAGUACAUUCGGCUUUAAAAAGGAAGGGUUU